AUCGGACAUUUCGAUUUCAUAGAAACAAAUCAAAACUUACUUCUAAUUUGUCAAAGCUGUUGAUAACCAUUUGAAAAAUGAAAAUCUAUUAAAAAAUGGUGGAUUUUGAUUAUAAUAAUAUAUUUUCUAAUUUAAAAAAAAAAUCAACUACUUAAAAGUUAAAACUUAAAGUUUAUUAAUUUUUAAAAUUAUUAUUUAAAUUAAUGGUUUAAAAACGCUUCAACUUAAUAAUUAAUUAAAUAUGGGGUUCGGCACAAAAUGUCUUGUUGUCACCAUCCUUGCCUGGCUGCUGUACAAAUUUCUUUUUUUCGAUUCGAAGGAGAUCAACUAUAGAGAGUUGUUAGAAAACAAAAACGUCAUCAUAACCGGUGCAUCAUCAGGGAUUGGAGAGGAGGCUGCCUAUUUUUGUGCCCUGAAUGGGGCUAAUGUUGUAGUUGUGGCUCGUAGAGAAGUACUUCUUCAACAGGCUGUUUUCAGAAUGCAUAACCUUUCACCGCAUUCCACUGCCAAGUUCAAGUACAUAACUGCUGAUUUUAGUGAUCCAAAAAUUAGUGAACAUGUCAUAAAAGAUGCGGAAGAGUUCCUAGGUUCUUUGGACUACGUACUAAUAAACCAUGCUUUCUUGCCAGUAACUGUCGAUCAUAUGCAGAGGUGGGUUGGUUCGGAAGAACAACACCGACAACUCAACUACGCGAUGAACACUAACUUCCAUUCUUUUGUUACGCUGGCUGAUCACGCUGUUCCACGACUUAACCAAACCAAUGGAGGGCUGCUCGUCGUCUCUUCUGUUAUUGUUGAAACUCCGGCAUUCAGCCUGCCGUAUGCAAGCAGCAAGGGAGCGGUGAACACGUUCUUCACAGGACUCAGACAGGAGUUCAUCAAAGACAACCUGAAUGUAUCACUCACACUUGUACAUCUGGGAUUCGUCGAAACUGAAACGUCGUUGCAGACGUUGAAAGUUCUCUCGGGCGUUCUGAAGACGGAUUUGGCCUCCUUCGUUACGGAAUUUCCUCAGGCGUCACCGAAAGAAACUGGCAAAGCCAUUGUGACCGCCAUGCUGAAGCGUGAGCCCUACUUCUACUUCCCCAAUCCAGCUCAGAUACGCUUCUUCCGCGUCGUUCGCACGUUGGUCAAGGAUCCGGAUUACAUUAUGAACGCCAUUAUUAAUAAUGCUGUCAAGUUUUUUCAGUGGAAGAAAAAAUACUUGUGGUGAUGAUGGCUGGGUUCUAAAGGAAUGCGCUAUAUAAAUGAGUUUUUUUUUAUAAAUAGUCUCUUUUACAAUGAUGAACUAGUGACAAUUUCUGUUGCAAUUGCAUUGAUUUUUACUUAAUUUAUAGUUAUUUAUUAGUGGAUUAGUUGGUCUUGAAAGGACUCAAUUCAUACCAUAUAACAAGAACAGAUCAUGAUUACUAUCAUUUUUACUGAACAAUAAAUGAUUUAAGAAUCUAAGUUUCACCGAAGUUUCUUAUUUUAGGCAGUUUAUAUAGCCUUCCUAUUUGAAGUUCAAUCAAAAAA
This is a messenger RNA of Helobdella robusta, 1515 nucleotides long. RefSeq lists its product as hypothetical. Gene Ontology annotation, molecular function: oxidoreductase activity. Lineage: Eukaryota; Metazoa; Annelida; Clitellata; Rhynchobdellida; Glossiphoniidae. Bases 242 to 1213 code for a protein of 323 amino acids. The record is from RefSeq and is a predicted model, not a curated record. Gene Ontology annotation, cellular component: intracellular membrane-bounded organelle. The transcript is spliced from 6 exons.